UCAAGGAGGGCAGGAGCGUAAUUCCUGGCUGGGGUGGGAGGCGGAGAAGCCCCGCCCCCUUCGAGGCCUUGCCCCGAAAGACUCUUGGCGGGUGCCCCUUUAAGAGCGGAAUGUUGAGUCAUUGGGUGGGGCUGUUGCCAAGGGCAACGUGUGGACCCUGGUGGGCCCCGAGAGUGUGGAGGGCAACCCACAGGCUCGCGUCCUUCCCCCCCCAUCCCUGUCCCGCCGGCUGCCCCUUUAAGAACAGCACUCGUGGCAGGCGGGGCGGAGCGUUUAGAACGUCCGGCGACGGGGCGUUCCAAAGGCCACGCCCCCCGCCCCAGCGUCGCCCCUUUAAGAGCCGCGCGCGGGGGCGGGGCGUUCGGAACGCUGGGGACAAACAACUGGAUACAGAGCGUUCCAAAGGCCACGCCCUUUUCCCCCCCGCGCCCCCGCCUGCUCCUGGACCUAGAGAAACCUGACCCCCCAUCUCCCCCUGGGCCUGGCGCCCCACUCCCCCCGCCCCAUGGCACCCGGCUGGGGAACCGGUGCCCCCCAGCGGGCCCUGGCAGCCCCCGGGGCGCCCCCCGUGGCUCUGUUCCCCCGGCCCCCCACGCUGGCUGCCCCCCUGCUGCUGGCCCUGGCCCUCCUGGCCCCCCCGGCCCGGGGCUGCGUUCAGUGCCGCCCGGGGCACAAGGACGUCCCGGCCCGUUUCGCCCGGCUCUGUGCCCGCUACCGCCAGGUUCACGGCCGCCCGGGCUGCCCCAGCCAGCCCUGGGGCCCGGAGUCCUUCAAGGGGUUCGCCCUGGACGAGCAAGCCCUGGACGCGGUGACUGAGAAAACACACCGAGUCUUACGUGUCAUUGAGAUCAGCCGGACUCUCUCGGACCUGCCCAAGUUCUGGGACUGGCUGCGGGAAGUGAAGCUCCUGGAAGCCAGCAAGGAGGUUCUGUGCCCUCCAGCUUGCCGGGGCUCGGCCUUGGCCAUCAACUGCUCCAGCUGCAAGAAGGGGAAGGUGCCCUGCUGGGCCCCGAAGAAAUGCUACUCCGGGCGCAGGGAUCUCCAGGCCUCGGUGCUGUUGCUGAGCGUCCUGUCCGCCUCCAGCCUGCUUGUGGGGUUCAUCACCUGCGCCCUACAAUUCCGGUUCUACCCGGUGCCCGAGUGACCCCCCCCAACCCCCCACCCCCAAUAAAUGGGCUUCCCCUCCGG
Molecule: messenger RNA, 1188 nt
Organism: Caretta caretta (loggerhead turtle)
Lineage: Eukaryota; Metazoa; Chordata; Testudines; Cheloniidae
Gene: TMEM95
Product: transmembrane protein 95
Biological process (GO): fusion of sperm to egg plasma membrane involved in single fertilization
Cellular component (GO): sperm plasma membrane; acrosomal membrane
Source: RefSeq, a predicted model, not a curated record